Staurois parvus is the source of this 416-nucleotide messenger RNA. NCBI's taxonomy places the organism in Eukaryota, Metazoa, Chordata, Amphibia, Anura, Ranidae. The record is from the annotation of a GenBank genome assembly.
GGUACAGGAGGAAGUGGCUGUGGGGGAUGGAGUGGUGGGGGGAGUGGAGGAGAUCGGCUGUUAAGUGAGGGUGGGGUAGGCUUCCCUGAACUGUACUGUGGGAUACCAGAUAUAGUGAAUGCAGGGUCCGGGGAGAGCAGAUAUAGUGAAUGCAGGGUCCGGGGAGAGCAGAUAUAGUGAAUGCCGGGUCCGGGGAGACCGGAUAUAGUGAAUGCAGGGUCCGGGGAGACCAGAUAUAGUGAAUGCCGGGUCCGGGGAGACCAGAUAUAGUGAAUGCAGGGGUCCGGGGAGACCGGAUAUAGUGAAUGCAGGGUCCGGGGAGACCGGAUACAGUGAAUGCAGGGUCCGGGGAGAGCAGAUAUAGUGAAUGCGGGGUCCGGGGAGACCAAAUAUAGUGAAUGCAGGGUCCGGGGAGA